AUACGUUUUUUCAAUAUCGAAGGUGUUUGGUAAUCGACGGAUUCUUCGCGGAGUCCUACAUUUUUUUCUGCAAUUAAAGUAAAAUAAUUCCGGAGUUCCAUGCUCUUGUUCGGUGCCCGGUGCAGCAAUGUACCGAGAAAUUGUUUAGGUGCUACUGGGUUGCGUUAUUUUAAUGUUAAAAGCACCCCAAGGCUUGGAUUUCCGUGCGCCUAUUCCGAGGAGGAAACUCGAAAAAUUCUGAACAAGCUCAACGAGGAGGAUGUGGAGCAGCUUUAUAAGUACAACAUAUCUAAGUUUCGCCUAAAGAAGAUAGAAGGCUGGCGCAAAAAGUUCGGCACUUUCAUGUCCCUGGAUCAAGUUCUGGAAUUGGACGGUUUUGGAAUCACGGUUCUCCGCAAGUUUUACGAUUCGAUUGUGAAAAAUCCGGAAGAUGUCGAAGCGGCAGCUCAGAAAGUCGUCAAGAAGGACGUCAAAUUCACCACCCCGAUUUUCCCGGUCAAUAUAAUUCCGAAGAUCCAGAGCUGUGUUUCGCUCUAUGUGGGACUAGAUUACGUUACCUGGGCUAGGUUCAAGUUAUCGAAAGAUGAGCCUACGGUUUUGACUGGAUGGAACAGUUUCCAGAUAAAUGAUCGUAAACUGCACGUGAGCGAACUGAUUCGCAAUGUAACUCAAAUCAACCAACUAAUACCGGAAGCGGAUGUGUACGUUGUGGAGAAUCCGGCUGUGGCCCAGGCAGUGGCCAUGGGAAGUGCCACCCAAACGAACAUAAACGUCCAAAAGUCCCAACUGAUUGCAAUGAUCAUGCUGAUGCUGUCGAAUCGUGUUCCGGAAAGUAGCGAAAUCGUCCCCAAUGUGUACUUUUUCAAGCAGUACGCGUCGGCCAGGCUGUUCGGAAUCUACGUUGGGAAUGAAAGAGUGUCCGCAGACGGUGUGGUUCGAUCUUUGAUGGAACGGCAAAUUGGUCCAAAUGAAGAGAGCGUGGAAAACGUACAGUCGAAAGUGGUGAUUCCAUCCGGGUUGAAGGUGGUGUACGAAGAAAACGACAACGCUGAGCGGGAAUUUUUGGGCCAAUCCAUGUUGCUUGGCUUAUCUUUCUUGAGGCUGUGCGUUUUCAAAUGCGAAGAUAGUUUGAAGAUUUUCCGUCGAUGAACCGAAACAUGUUAAAAAGGUAUGUAUAUAGAGAAAAGAUGUUGUAUAGAGUUUAUGAAACAUU
Molecule: messenger RNA, 1213 nt
Organism: Aedes aegypti (yellow fever mosquito)
Lineage: Eukaryota; Metazoa; Arthropoda; Insecta; Diptera; Culicidae
Exons: 2
Coding region: 100-1149 (349 amino acids)
Biological process (GO): mitochondrial transcription; transcription elongation by mitochondrial RNA polymerase
Cellular component (GO): mitochondrial nucleoid
Molecular function (GO): DNA polymerase processivity factor activity
Source: RefSeq, a predicted model, not a curated record